UUAAGCUCCUGCACCAUUUCGAGUCUAGAGAGAAGCCGGACGGACCCUUCUCGCAGACUGCCACCCAUUUCCUCUAAGGGCGAGGUGUGUUUGGAGGAAAAGAGAUUUGCCUGGGAAAGGUCUUGGUUCCUUUAGCAUACCUAUUCGCCCAGCUUAUUUCCUCUGCCUCGCGGACUUCGGCCCUAUUCUCCCCCUCCAUUCCGCCCUAUGUCACACCCGUUACACUUUAGGGAAGUUUAUUUUCUGUUGUCAGGGUCCUGUUUAAGGGGCAGGAGCCUCGCCUGAUAUACCUCUGAGUCCUCAGCCUCACCAGCACAGGGCCUGGAGAGACUCCAAGUGAACAGAAGGAAUGACGGUGCUUUAUGUCACCUCCAUUAGGGUACCUUGAGUUGUGAUUAUGUCCAGAAACUCCUUGAGGGCACGGGCCUUGUCUGGCCCAUCUCUGUGCCCUUGGACUUCGCUGUAAUGAGUCCUGACAGUCCAGAGGCCCCAGGAGAAAUCUGAGCAAACAGGAAUGUUGGGGUUUGCCCUGCUGCCUGUAUUAGAGCACCCCGGAUUUUCACCGUGCGCUGCUUCAGGCUCCUUAGGAUGCAGGGGCCCUGGGCCGCACUAAUCUGUGCUCCCAGCUGCCCCCAGCAUCGGCUUCUGAGGGCCAGGGCGCCCCCGGGCCGGGCCCGUCCGCACCCAGCCCAGCUCAGGUGACCAGGCGGGUGCCGGGCACACCUGGCGCAGUCCCCUGACCCCGCCCCGGACCGGGCCGCACCCGGAACGCGGAACGCUCUCCGUCGGAGCCAGCCGCUGCGGUGGAGCAAGGCCAUGGCGGCAGUGCCGGCAGUGUGCGCCUCACAGGGGACCCCGCCGGGCACACCGUCCCCGCCGGCAGGCGCGCCUGUGCCCGCGUCCGGCCUGGGCCGCUGCCGGUUGGCGCUGCUGCUGGCCGUGACGCUGGACGUGGCGGGCAUGGCGGCGCUGCUGACCGGCGUGUUCGCGCAGUUGCAGGUGCGCGGCCGCGACUUCGGCGACCUGCUCAUCUACUCGGGCGCGCUGCUCGUCUUCCUGAGCCUGCUCGGCUGGAUCCUCUGGUACACCGGCAACAUCGAGAUCUCACGCCAGGAGCUAGAGCGCGACUACGGCCUGCGGCCCUCGGCGCUCGCCCGCCUCGCGCGAAAGCUCUCCCGCCGCUGGUCGGCGCCGGCUUCCUCCUCCGCCGGCCGGCGCGCCGCGCCCGGCUCCUGGGGAGCGCGCCCCUCCGCCCGCACGGCCCCGCCGCCCGCCGCCGGCUCCCGCCGCGUGCGCCUGCAGCUCGCCACGCUCGAGGCCGGGUCUGGGGCGGCGGGUGCGGGCAAAGAGUGAGCCCGAGAUGAACGCAUGGCCACACCUGUCAGGACACGAUGGAGCUGUGCAGCUGCCCCGUCAUCAUCUGGCUGCCGGGACGCCUACCUGCCCUCCUUCUGUCCUCCCCUGCAUAAAGGGCU
Molecule: messenger RNA, 1475 nt
Organism: Mesoplodon densirostris (Blainville's beaked whale)
Lineage: Eukaryota; Metazoa; Chordata; Mammalia; Artiodactyla; Ziphiidae
Gene: TMEM238
Product: transmembrane protein 238
Exons: 2
Coding region: 817-1353 (178 amino acids)
Source: RefSeq, a predicted model, not a curated record